Colletotrichum abscissum is the source of this 435-nucleotide messenger RNA. RefSeq lists its product as uncharacterized. The record is from RefSeq and is a predicted model, not a curated record. The transcript is spliced from 4 exons. Bases 1 to 435 code for a protein of 144 amino acids. Lineage: Eukaryota; Fungi; Ascomycota; Sordariomycetes; Glomerellales; Glomerellaceae.
AUGGCAGAUGAUGGGCUGGGCGCACUGCGCAGUGGGAGAGAGGAGAAACUAUCCAGGCGCGAAGAGGGACGCAAUGUUAUCGUGCCCUGGCAAAGCCGCAAGCCGCAAGUCUGGGGGAAUGGAACAUGGGAUGGAAAUGAGAUAUCGGCGCUUGGUUGUCAGGAUUGGCCGGCCACCGAGUCAAGCACCGCGCACAGGAGGCAAGGAAGACGAGAUGCAAUUCAUGCCCAGCAGCAGCAGCAGCAGCAGCAGCAGCAGCAGCAGCAGAGCAUCAGCGGAUUCGAGCAUGGAAACGACGUUGGCGGCGAGGGCGGCGGUGUCUCUGCUCAGUCCUGGCAGCCCGCAGCCCGCAGCCUGCAGGUUUCCGUGGGUGACUGGGUGGGUGACAGGGAGACUUCAGGUGCUGGUCGCAUCUUCUCCACUUGGACCAUGUGA